CAUUAUUUGUGUUCAACCGAUUUGUUCGUUAGUAUGCAUUUGUUUUGAUGUCGAAACAACCGACAAAUCUACGUACUAAUAAAUCGAAAUAAUGUCAUCGAAUACUGCAGUAAUUGUGUUAGCCGUGGUUAUUUUUGCCGGUGGACAGUUCGGGCACAUUGAAUGCACCGCCGCCAACACCACGACCAGCCAGGAAAUGCAACAUUCACCAAAUGCAACGAACACAAGCACUCAGGCGUACAUCAAUAAAUAUUUACCGGUUAUGUGGUCAGCGCUUAAAAACGCAAAUACCGAUAAAUAUUUGCUUACAAUGAGAAAACUCCAAAUCCCAUCGAAGCAACUGUACGACAGUCUGAAAAUUUGCAUUUUAAAAUAUUUAAAUGCCAUCGAGCCGAUUGCAUUUGUAAACGCAUCCAAAUUGCCGAACAACAGUUGCGGUUAUAUGGUGUUGCUGGACCACGUCGGUGUGCUGCAUAUGGCGAGCAAAAAAGCAUUUCGAUGCUUGAAGUCAUACAAAAUCAGCACAAGCAUCACUUAUGCAAAUGUAACACAGGAGUCAAUGUAUAACGAGCAACCGGACGCUAAAUCCUUGUAUUCCAAAUGUCUCGAUGAAGUUGUAAACGAAGCGACGAACGAUUUUGAAUCACUUGAGCCACGGCUAAAGGAAUGUUUGGAAAAUCCUACAACACCGGAUCAAAGUACAUCCGAUUCAACUGAUUCGAACACUACUCCAAGCGUAUAGAAGUAAUGAUGAUUAGUUUAUUAUUAUCAACGGGUUUUUUUUAUCGCUAAAUUUGUGCUAAAAGUGUGUCAAUUUUUUUUGUACGAUUAAAUCGAAAUAAACAACUUAAUUUUGUCCUAAAUCUA
Molecule: messenger RNA, 867 nt
Organism: Sitodiplosis mosellana (orange wheat blossom midge)
Lineage: Eukaryota; Metazoa; Arthropoda; Insecta; Diptera; Cecidomyiidae
Exons: 3
Coding region: 92-742 (216 amino acids)
Source: RefSeq, a predicted model, not a curated record